This is a messenger RNA of Ailuropoda melanoleuca (giant panda), 963 nucleotides long. RefSeq names its product tetratricopeptide repeat domain 9B (gene TTC9B). The coding region runs from base 154 to 861 and encodes 235 amino acids. NCBI's taxonomy places the organism in Eukaryota, Metazoa, Chordata, Mammalia, Carnivora, Ursidae. Gene Ontology annotation, molecular function: protein binding. The transcript has 3 exons. The record is from RefSeq and is a predicted model, not a curated record.
GAGGAUAGAAGGGAAAGUCCUGAGGGGUUUCUCCAGACCCAUAGGGGGCAGGCGGAGUCGGCUGCCGGAGGUGCGGGGGCGGAGAAAGGGUGGGGACCGGCCCCGCGGGGGGCGAUGCGGUAGCUGCAGCGGCGGCCGCAGGAGUUUCCCACAAUGCAGCGCGGCGCGCUGUCCCCGGUGCUGAUGCUCAGCGCUGCCCCGGAGCCUCCGCCGCGCCCGCCUCCCGCCCUCUCCCCGCCGGCCCCGGGCCCCCGCCAUGGCUCGGCUCGGUCCAGCCCUGCCCCCGAGCCGUCGGGGGGCCUGGGCGCGGCGCUCGACAGCAGCCUGCGGGCUGCCGUGGCGUUCAAGGCGGAGGGCCAGCGCUGCUAUCGAGAGAAGAAGUUCCGGGAAGCCAUCGGCAAGUAUCAUCGGGCACUGCUGCAGCUGAAGGCGGCUCAGGGGGCCCGCCCUGGAGGCCUGUCCGCCCCCGCCCCCGGGCCCGCCAGCAGCCCGGGGCCAGCCCGCCUCAGCGAGGAGCAGCGGCGCCUGGUGGAGAACACGGAGGUGGAAUGUUAUGACUCUCUCACGGCCUGCCUGCUGCAGUCGGAGCUGGUGAACUAUGAGCGGGUGCGUGAGUACUGUCUCAAGGUCCUGGAGAAGCAGCAGGGCAACUUCAAGGCCACCUACCGCGCCGGCAUUGCCUUCUACCACCUGGGCGACUAUGCACGCGCGCUGCGCUACCUGCAGGAGGCCCGCAGCCGGGAGCCCACAGAUACCAACGUCCUCCGGUACAUCCAGCUGACUCAGCUCAAGAUGAACCGUUGCGGCCUCCAGGGGGAAGACAGUGGGGCCGGGGCCGGGGCACGGGAUGUCGUUGGCUAAGGCCAACCAAGGGGGCUUUCCCUCCCCCCACUCCCACCUCACCGUGUAACUUCCCCCGACUCGUGUGUUUGCUGGUAAAGCACUUGUCACUGGUGACCAUAA